AUGUGGUCAACUCUUCUUAACAGCGUUGCUGGAGUCCUUGUGGGAGGGCAGUUGGUAUCUGCAACCCCGACCAGUUCCCUAAACUCUUUUAUAUCGAAAGAGGGUUCGCGAUCGUAUCAAGGUAUACUUGAUAACCUGGGAAAUAAAGGCGUUAAAGCACCCGGUACAGCCGCUGGUUUAUUUGUUGCCAGUCCCAAUACAGCGAAUCCAGACUACUUCUAUACAUGGACGCGUGAUUCUGCAUUGACCUUCAAAUGCUUGAUUGAUCUAUUCGAGAGCGGCAGUUCCGACUUUGGCGCAAAGAAGAGCGAGUUGGAAACCGAUAUUCGGAACUAUGUCUCCUCACAGGCAGUUCUCCAGAAUGUAUCCAAUCCAUCUGGGACCUUGGAGGAUGGCAGUGGUCUUGGUGAACCCAAAUUCGAAGUCGAUUUGAAUCCCUUCACUGGAUCCUGGGGUCGACCGCAGCGAGAUGGCCCGGCUCUCCGGGCAACUGCUUUGAUCACAUACACGAACUACCUCCUUUCUCAGGGUCACAAGUCUGAAGCAUUAGAUAUCAUGUGGCCCAUUAUUGCAAAUGAUCUGGCAUAUGUUGGUCAGUACUGGAAUGAGACCGGCUUUGACCUCUGGGAAGAGAUGGAUGGAUCUUCGUUCUUCACAUUGGCCGUCCAGCAUCGUGCUUUGGUGCAGGGAGCGACUCUUGCACAGAAGCUUGGCAAGACAUGCGCUGCUUGCUCAUCUCAAGCACCUCAGGUCCUUUGCUUCCUGCAGAGCUUUUGGAAUGGUGAAUACAUCACUGCAAAUAUUAAUCUCGACACAAGCCGUUCUGGCAUUGAUGCAAACACCAUUUUGGGAAGCAUCCACACUUUCGACCCUGAAGCUUUGUGUGAUGAUUCGACCUUCCAGCCUUGCUCGGCCAGGGCACUGGCCAAUCACAAGGUUUAUGUCGAUUCUUUCCGUUCGAUCUAUAAGAUCAACGAUGGCAUUGCCGAGGGUUCUCCCGCCAAUGUUGGCCGCUACCCAGAGGACGUCUAUCAAGGGGGUAACCCAUGGUAUCUCGCCACCCUGGCAUCGGCAGAAUUGCUUUAUGAUGCCUUAUAUCAAUGGAACAAAAUUGGCACCCUUGAUAUCACAGACACUUCGCUGGCAUUCUUCAAGGAUUUCCACUCAUCGGUGAAGACUGGCUCCUACUCGGCGAGUAGUCAAACCUACAAGACACUCACAUCUGCCAUCCGAACUUAUGCCGACGGCUUCGUUGGCCUUGUCCAGAUAUAUACCCCUGCUAACGGCUCAUUGGCCGAGCAGUACAACCGGAACACCAGCGUCCCACUCUCAGCUAAUGAUCUGACAUGGUCUUUUGCCUCCUUUUUGACAGCAGCUCAACGUCGUGAUUCGAUUGUUCCUGGCUCAUGGGGCGAGAAAUCCGCCAACACUGUCCCCACCACCUGCUCCGCUUCACCUGUGACCGGAACCUACAAGGCUGCCACUUCGACAUUCCCUACUUCCACUGCUGGGUGCAUUCCCGCGACUGAUGUCGUCCCAAUUACAUUCUACUUGAUCGAGAACACAUACUAUGGAGAAAAUGUCUAUAUUUCCGGAAACAUCAGUGCGCUCGGCGAUUGGGACACCACUGAUGGAUUCGCACUCGACGCAUCGCUUUACACCGAGACGGAUAAUUUGUGGUUUGGCAGUCUGGAACUGGUUACCGCCGGCACUCCGUUUGAGUACAAGUACUACAAGAUUGAGCCUAAUGGCACGGUUACCUGGGAAUCUGGUGAAAAUCGGGUUUCCGUCGUGCCCACUGGCUGUCCUAUUCAGCCCAGUAUACAUGAUGUGUGGCGAUCUUGA
This is a messenger RNA of Penicillium odoratum, 1845 nucleotides long. Its product is annotated as putative glucan 1,4-alpha-glucosidase. The transcript has 3 exons. Gene Ontology annotation, molecular function: glucan 1,4-alpha-glucosidase activity; starch binding. Lineage: Eukaryota; Fungi; Ascomycota; Eurotiomycetes; Eurotiales; Aspergillaceae. The record is from RefSeq and is a predicted model, not a curated record. Gene Ontology annotation, biological process: polysaccharide catabolic process. Gene Ontology annotation, cellular component: fungal-type vacuole. The coding region runs from base 1 to 1845 and encodes 614 amino acids.